This is a messenger RNA of Fraxinus pennsylvanica, 1524 nucleotides long. Lineage: Eukaryota; Viridiplantae; Streptophyta; Magnoliopsida; Lamiales; Oleaceae. The record is from the annotation of a GenBank genome assembly.
AUGUCUGGUGCUUUUGCUAUCCAAGAAGGAAAUUGUUCGUCUUUCAAAUACCAAGUACCACCUUCUUGUAAGAAAGAUCCGGUGAUGGUUGAUCUGAUGCCAGAUGCAUCGCCUGAACAAGACGGAUGGUUGUUGGCUUGUUGCCAUGGUGGGAUCCUUGCUGCCUAUGCUGUUGAUCCUUCCAUGUCCAACUCAUCCUUUGAGCUUACAAUUGGCAAUUUGGAAAAGAAUUCGGCUGGUUACAAGCCUCUAAAUCUAACUCUAAUGGCUCCAGGACCUGGCUACACUUGUGUACCUUUAAAGGAUAUGAAUCCCAUAGUAUCUUUAGUUACAGCGGGACGAAGAAAAGAGCAAGUUUCAGCAAGAGUAACAAUUCAAAACUACUAUCAGUAUCGUCAUAUAGAGAAACCAGGUUGGAAACUUGGUUGGACGUGGACCAGAAAUGAGGUCAUUUGGUCAAUGUCUGGUGCUUUUGCCAUCAAACAAGGAAAUUGUGCAUCCUUCAAAUACCAAAUACCACAUUCUUGUAGGAAAGAUCCUGUAAUAGUUGAUCUGAUGCCAGACGCAUUGCCACAAAACAGAUCGAACGGUUGCUGCCAUGGUGGGGUCCUUGCUGCCUAUGCUGUCAAUCCUUCCCUGUCCAACACAUCAUUUGAGGUUACAGUUGGAAAUUUGGAACAGAACACACCAGGGUACAAGCCUCUAAAUCUUACUCUAAAGGGCCCAGGACCUGGUUAUACUUGUGACCAGCUGGUGGACACAAUUCCUACAGUUUCUUCCGUUAUCGGGGGAAGAAGAGAAGAGCAAGUUUUAAGGACGUGGAAAUCGACGUGCACAUAUUCAAGUUAUUUGGCAAACAAAAUGCCAGUUUGCUGUGCUUCACUCUCAUCAUUUUACAAUCCUAAAGUCACAUCGUGCCCUUCCUGCAGCUGUGGAUGUAACGUUUCUGACCGGGUCCCAAAAUCAUGUAUUAGAGAUGAUUCAAUUCCGUCAGAUUCGCCAAAUGUUGAUAUAGUUCAAUGCACUGACCAUAUGUGUCCACUUCGGAUUCACUGGCAUAUUAAGAACAAUUACAUGGAUCAUUGGAGAGUAAAACUGACAGUCUCGAAUUACAACUAUGAGAAAAAUUACUCAGACUGGAAUGUUUUGGUUCAACAUCCUGGCUUCGGACAGCCUGCCUCUGUGUAUAGCUUCAACAGCACAAUGCUUCCAGCUAUUGGUGUCCCAGAAGAAGUUGCCCUUUUCUGGGGGAAGCCCUUCUACAACACUGAACUUUUGCAAGCUGAUAAAGAUCAAUUGGGUUCUGUGACUACAGAAAUACUUUUGCAAAAAGAUUCAGAAUCAUUUACACUGAACAAUGGAUGGGCUUUUCCAAGAACAAUAUAUUUCAAUGGUGAAAAUUGCCAAAUGCCACUACCAGACACCUUCCCCAUGCUACCAAAUGGCAGCACUGCUUUACAUAGCCAGUUUCUUCUUCAUCUAAUUGCAGUCUAUUUGACGUACAGGAUAUUUGUUGGAUUUUGA